Messenger RNA from Heterostelium album PN500, 5037 nucleotides. RefSeq lists its product as uncharacterized. Bases 1 to 5037 code for a protein of 1678 amino acids. Gene Ontology annotation, cellular component: endoplasmic reticulum exit site; ER to Golgi transport vesicle membrane. The transcript has 4 exons. NCBI's taxonomy places the organism in Eukaryota, Evosea, Eumycetozoa, Acytosteliales, Acytosteliaceae. Gene Ontology annotation, biological process: autophagy; COPII vesicle coat assembly; Golgi organization. The record is from RefSeq and is a predicted model, not a curated record.
AUGGAUAAUGGCUUCGAAGUACAGUUUGACGGUGACAAUGGUGAGAGUUUUUUCGAUUCAUUCUCAACCCCACCACAAGAACCUCUAGCUCCAGCAGAAAAUGCACCGACACCACCAACACCACCACAAGAACAAGCACAACAACCAACACAAGAUUCACAACAUGAAGUAACAACAACAUCACCACAAGAACCACCACAGGAACCAACACAAGAACCACCACAAGAUCUUUCAGUACCAACAGAAGAACCUCCACAACAACAACAACAACAACAGAAUGAACAACAACUUGUUGAAGAUUUACAACAACAAAUUGAAAAUUUGACAAUUGAACAGGUAGAAUCUUCACCACCACCAGUUCAAGAAACUACACAAUCAUCUCAAGUUGAUGUGGAACAAGUUCAACAACAACAAGAACAACACCAACAAGAACAGCAACAACAUGAACAGAAUGAACAAACCGAAAUACAUACAGAGUCACAAGUUCAACAACAACAACAGGAGAGCGAAAAGAAUGUUGAACAACCAGAACAACAACAACAAAAUGAGAUUGAUAAUAGUAUUAUUGAUUCAAUGACUGUUACCAGUGCCAAUAGUAGCCAACUUGAUAAUUCCGAUGUUUCAAAUGCAACAAGUGAAUCAUUUACCUCGAUAUCAAAUUCAGUGUUGUCCGAGGACAUUCCAUUGGUUGGCGACAGUGGAUCAAAAGACAGUGUUACAUUUUUACAAGAAACAAACUCUGUUUCGUCGAAUUUCGAGCAAGAUAGCAUCGAUUCCUCGCAAAACUCCAUUCCUUUCAGUGAUACCACCGAGCAGUUUUCAACACCGUCCUCCACACUUCCACCAGCAACUGGCGACUUCUUCCAACAGCAGCAACAACAACAACCAUUAGCAACAGAAACAACUUCACAAUCGAGUGAAAAAGAUUGUUCUUCGUUCUUUGGUGACAGUGCAAGUGGAAACGAUGAUUUCUCUUCAUUCUUUACUAAGCCAGCCAGUCCAACUAUCGCUGCUGCUACCACCACAACUAUUACUAGCGAGCCACCUGCUGUCGUUUCUCAACAGCAGUCAGUUGUCGCACCAGCAGUAGUUGCCUCUCAGCCACCUGCUCCUGUUCAGCAACAACAACAGCCUGCACAACCAGAGAAAGAACUUUCUUCAUUCUUUGGCGGUGACAGCGGAGUUGGCGGUGGUGGAAACAACUUCUUUGGUGGCGGUGGUGGUGGAAAUGAUGAUUUUGGAUCGUCGUUCUUUGAUACACUCAUCAUUCAACAAGAGGAGGAACAACGUAGAAAGGAGCAACAAGAACUACAAAGAAAGCAAGAGGAAGAACAAAGAAGAAUACAAGAGGAGCAACAUAAACUAUAUUUAUUGGAGCAACAAAAGCAACAACAACAGGCAGCUCAACAACAACAGUGGAAUGGUGGUUAUAAUAAUAAUCAAUAUGGUCAACAGCAACAACAAUAUAGUGGACAACAACAACAGUGGAAUGGCUAUAAUAACCAAUAUCAGCAACAACCACAACCACAACAAAAUCAAUGGGGACAGCCACAACAACCACAACAGCAAUAUCCACAGGCCAGUUUCUUUGAUCAAUUCUCUCAACAACAACAACAACCAUCAGCUCAACAACAACAGUGGAGUGCCUAUAAUAACCAAUAUCAGCAACAACAACCACCACAACCAGUUCCUACUAAUCAAUAUCAACCUCAACCACCAGCUGUCAAUCAAUAUCAGCCAUCCGUUCCAGUUGCUACUAAUCAAUACCAACCACUACAACCACAACCACUGGCACAACCACCAAUUGCCACCAAUCAAUAUCAACCAGCAUCACCUGUUUCACACAAUAUAUCACCACCAACCACUCAACAACAGCCACAUCAACAUCAACGACAGUUCAGUGCUUCCACUCCACAGAGAUCGUCAGAGCAAGUACCAUAUUAUCAACCAUCGUCACCAUCGACCCAUACAUUCAAUGCUCAGCCACCAACACACCCACAAGUUCAGCAUCUAAGUGGUACUACCUCACCAUCUCAUUCACCAUCGUCAUCGUACACUCAAUCGUCGAUGCCAAUGCCAAUGCCAACACCACUCCAACAACAACAACAACAACCACCAGCUGCUCACCAAUAUCAAGUUCCAUCUCCUUCCUCUUCAUUCAGUCACUCUUCCUAUGGUAACAACAGCGUCACUAACAACAGCAACACCGCCACCAACCAUAGCAAUCCAGGAUCGGUCACUUCUGCAGCCUCACUUAGUCAGUCCGCCAGUGGAUUGCCAUCGUAUCAACCUACACACGCCAGAACCAACUCCAAUGAGUUCAGUGCCAUGUUGAAGCAACAAGUUGGAUACACACCAUCUUCGCCAUUGCAAAGCCAAAUGCAGGUCGCCACACCACAGCAACCACCUCUGCCAGUGAAUCCAAAUAGUGUUCCACCCUCGCCAUCUUCCUACACACCUUCACUUCCAAUGGCAAUCCCAUCAUCCAAUCCAGGUUCUCUCAAUGCCAGUAUUCCACCACCAGCCAAUCUCAGUGGAUCAUACUCACAGUCACCUUCUCAAUAUCCAAUGGCAUCAAUGCAACCACAACAAAACUACUAUCAACAACAACAACCAUCACAACCAUCCAUGCCAAUUCAAUAUAAUCAACAACAACAACAGUAUCAACAAUCCAAUCAAUAUUAUCAACAACAAGGAUAUCAACAAGGUUGGGGUGCAACACCAGCUGUUGCCAAGACUGAUACACCUCUCUUCACACGUCCACAUCCAGUGUUCACCUUUGGAUUCGGAGAACCUGGUUGGACAAUCGCAACUCUAUCACAAUGUAUCUACUUUCCAGGUCCACUGACCAACAGCACCUCAAAGGACACUGUCAAUAAGUGGAUUCAAGAGAGAAUAGCAGAUAUCGGAAGUGGUCGAAUGGAUACCCUUUGCUCGCGUGACCCAGAGGCAUCGCAUCUUCUCUGGGAAUUGCUUGUGGUUCUCAACAACAACGAAGGUCAAAUCCUCGACAACGAGAAGAACUUUGACAAGACACUCCACAAGCUUCUCCUGGACAACAAAAACUCGAUGACCAACUUCCCACCACAGCAACUGAAUCGAUCUGAUGCCGACCUACAGAUCCUACUCAACGAGAUGCAAAACCUGUUGAUUCGUGGCGAUCUCGUAGGCGCACACAAAUUCACAAUGGACAACCAGCUCUGGACUCAUGCCAUUGUACUUUCACAUUACCUCGGACCAGAGGCAUACGGCAAAACACUGUUGGCAUUCAGCAACAAUUCAUUCCCAUUGGGAUCACCGCUAAAGACCGUCUACAGUUUGUACUCGAACAACACUCGUGAGUUGUUCAAAGACUUGCAGGGUGUCAACGCAUCGCCCGCCUUCCUAGAGAGCUGGAAGGAGAACAUCGCUGCUCUCCUCUUCAACGGAAAGGCACAGGGUCAAAAGGUGAUCGGUGAGAUGGGUGACCGUAUCUGGGCGAUCCAGAAGCGAGUCGAGGCAGCACACGCAUGCUACUUACUCUCUGACUACCAGUUUGGACCAUUGGAUAAUCCAAACAGCAGAAUUGUACUAUUAGGUGGUGAUCACAAAGUAUCGAAACACUAUAUAACAACAGAGUCACUUCAGCGUUCUGAAAUCUACGAAUACGGAAAAACACUCGGUAACUCUCAAUAUUCAUUGCCAAUGAUUUUGGUUUAUAAAUUUUUAUAUGCUACAUUAUUAUGUGAUUUAGGAAUGAUUGAACAAUCAUCAAAAUAUAUAAAUACCAUUAAAAAUACAUUAAAGAAUCAUAAUAUUAAUAAUCCCAACUUUAUAUAUCAACUUGACACCUUCUCUGAGAGAUUAAUGAAUUUCUCAUCAUCCAAGAUGAAUACAUCUGGAUCAUGGAUUCAAUUACCUUCUAUAUUCAAAUUUGGAUUUGGUGGAUCAAAGAAAUCAAAUAAUGCACCUGCUGCUGUUGUUUCAACAGCACCGGUACCUGUAGUCGCUGCUGUGGCACCAGUAGCUGCUCAGCCGGUCAAGGAAUCACCAGUGAAGCCAGCAGUCACAAAAUCAAAUAGCUCACUCAAGUUUGACGAUGAUGAAGAUUUGUAUAGUUCAUUCUCUACAAAAACACCAAAGAAGGAUUUGAGUCAGCCACCCGCACCAACACCAGAGGGUGAAACUCUCGACAGCGCCACUGGCAUGUCACAGGAUGACGACAAGGACAAGCAAGCCGGUGGCAAAUCAUGGUGGUUCUGGAAGAAGAACAAGUCGAACGCCAAGGAGAUGCUGCUCAACGACGAAAACAAAUUCAUCUACGACGAGAAGCUUGGCACCUGGAUCGAGAAGGGCAAACCACUGCCAAAGCCAGCGGAACCAACUCCGCCACCACCCAUGAUGGAUCCAUCACCCUCGCCAAACGGAAACUAUUCGACACCGGGCAAUUCAAGUCCACCCGUUGGAAUGGGUUCUCCAAUGAUUCCACACUCGUCGUCGCCACAUGGUGACGUUGGUCCCAACGGUGAGGAAUCAUCGCCACUCUCGCCCGGCGUCAACAAAUAUUCAUUGAUCUCUCCAAAUCCCGGUGGAAAGAGAAGACCUCGUUACUUGGACACAUUGAAUCAAUCUGUUUACUCUGGUUCCGGAGCUAAUCUUGUGUCUUCCAACGAUGGAACCAAUUCCGCGUUCAAACCAUCAAUGCCAGUUCCCGGUCAGUUCGAACCAUCCGCACCAAUGCCAAUCGAACAACAACAACCAAUGGCCACUGGUAUGCCACAGAUGAUGAGUGGUUCGCCAAUGGGAGCAGCACCACCACCCAUGAUGGGAGUGGCAGCACCGCUACCCAUGAUGGGAAGCUCACCAAUGGGAGCAGCGCCACCACCCAUGAUGGGAAGCUCACCAAUGGGAGCAGCGCCACCACCCAUGAUGGGAAGCUCGCCAAUGGGAGUAGCACCACCACCUAUGAUGGGAGCAGCGCCACCCAUGAUGAGUAGUCCUCCAAUGGGAGCACCACCAAUGUCUGCUUCCAUACCAAAUUUCCCACCCACUCAAUAA